Molecule: messenger RNA, 1469 nt
Organism: Cucumis sativus (cucumber)
Lineage: Eukaryota; Viridiplantae; Streptophyta; Magnoliopsida; Cucurbitales; Cucurbitaceae
Product: serine/threonine-protein kinase STY46-like
Exons: 10
Coding region: 313-1218 (301 amino acids)
Biological process (GO): protein phosphorylation
Molecular function (GO): ATP binding; protein kinase activity
Source: RefSeq, a predicted model, not a curated record
UCCCCAAAAUUUUCCCCAAAUUCUUCCUCCCAUCCGCGUGCCCUAACUUUACCCCAAAUUUCCCCCAAUUUCUUCCUCCCCUCCGCGUGAAGUCUCGUCGGCUUUCUCCCAUUUCUGACCGUCUGAAGUCCCGUCGCCACCACCAAUCCCCUCCUGCCCGUCCGUCGAAACCUUCUCCACCAACCCGUCGCCACCACCAACCCGUCGCCACCACCCCCGUCUUCUCCAAACCUCUCCAAUCAACCUGAAGCAACAAAAUCGUGGGCGUCAGUCGUCACCCCUCCCCUCCGCCGGAAAUCAAGGCCAAAGGAGAUGUCAUGGCUAUGGGCUGAAACCUUUUUCGCCUCUUUGCUUACUUGGAAUUUGAAUCCGUUCAUCGUGUUUUCUCCGUCUUCUUGUAUCGUUGUACACUGCCGCUUUAACGACGGUUUGACGUCCUUACUUUCUGAGAUUGGGCUGAAUAUUCAAGAAGCACAUGCUUUUUCAACAACAGAUGGCUUUUCCUUGGAUGUUUUUGUAGUUGAUGGUUGGGUAAUUGAGGAUACCAAGCAGCUAAAAGAUAUACUGGCAGAAGAAAUAUCAAAGAUUCAGAAAAGGCAUCCUCUAUUCACACCUUGCAUUUUCCAUACUGAGAAGCAAGAAAUUCAUAUCAUGAGAAAACUUCGGCACAAGAAUGUUGUCCAAUUUAUUGGUGCAUCUACCAGGCCUCCAAGCCUUUUCAUUGUUAUAAAGUACAUGUCUGGUGGAAGCUUACACGACUUUUUACAUCAACAAAAGGCCGUUCUUAGUUUUCCUUCCUUACUAAGAGUGGCAGUUGAUGUGUCGAAGGGAAUGAGCUAUUUGCAUCAAAAGAAUAUCAUCCAUAGAGAUCUAAAAGCUGCAAAUCUUUUGAUGGAUGAAUAUGGGGUUAUCAAGGUAGCUGAUUUUGGUGUUGCUAGAGUGCUAGCUCAAUCUGGUGUGAUGACUGCCGAAACUGGAACAUAUCGUUGGAUGGCUCCGGAGGUUAUUGAGCAUAAACCGUACGAUCAUAAAGCUGAUGUUUAUAGCUUUGAGAUAGUGUUGUGGGAGCUGCUUACAGGUUCAACUGGAGUCGACAACUUCAUGAGUUUUCUUUCAAAGAACAUUUCCAGAGACGAACAUUCUCGGUUGGUCGUUUAUGCUUCUGCAGAAAAUCUUGUUAGAUGUAUUCUAAUGCUAUUUAAAAUAUUUUUUGAUUAAGGGCUAGGAUUCCGUACAUGUGGAUUAUUGAAACUUGUAUUAAGAUGUACAAAUAUUAUAAAUUGUAUUAUAGUGUAUAUAUAUUAAAGUGUUGGCUAUUUUUUUGUACAUUGGUGUGAAACUUGUAUAAAUUCAAAUUUGUCAUUCUCAGCUACAUUAUUGUCAUUCAAAUGGUUCGUGUAAUGGUGGAGCUGCAUGGAGAACAUGAAAAAACUAUAGUAUAUCACAGUUUAAAACUGUCACGAUUGCAA